Messenger RNA from Vigna umbellata (rice bean), 1324 nucleotides. NCBI's taxonomy places the organism in Eukaryota, Viridiplantae, Streptophyta, Magnoliopsida, Fabales, Fabaceae. The record is from RefSeq and is a predicted model, not a curated record.
CACAGGCUGCUACAGAGUGUUCACAAUUCUAGAGUCCAACACAUUCAGAUGGCUGCAACACCAGGACUGGAGCAUUCUAGGAAUGCUUUUGGAUGGGCUGCUAGAGACAAAUCUGGGGUUCUCUCCCCCUUCGACUUUACCAGAAGGGAGACAGGAGAGAAAGAUGUGGCAAUCAAAGUGUUAUUCUGUGGUAUAUGCCACACUGACCUCCACGUUAUUAGGAGUGACUGGGGUGAGUCCACUUAUCCACUGAUACCCGGGCACGAGAUUGCCGGUGAAGUGAUAGAGGUUGGAAGCAAGGUACAGAAGCACAAGGUGGGAGAUAGGGUGGGUGUGGGGUGCAUGGUUAAUUCCUGUAGGUCGUGCAAAAGCUGCGACGAGGAUCUUGAGAAUUACUGCUCAAAAACGAUUCAGACUUAUGGAGCGAAGGAUCUUGAUGGGAGCAUCACACAAGGAGGCUACUCUGAUCUGGUGGUUGUAGAUGAACACUUUGUGAUCAGCAUUCCUGAUAACCUGCCUCUUGAGGCUGCUGGUCCUCUCUUAUGUGCUGGGAUCACAGUUUAUAGCCCUCUCCGAUAUUUUGGAAUAGACAAACCAGGCCUGCAUGUGGGUGUGGUUGGUCUUGGUGGCCUUGGUCAUAUGGCUGUUAAGUUUGCCAAAGCUUUUGGAGCUAAGGUCACUGUAAUCAGCACAUCUCCAAACAAAAAGAAGGAAGCUAUUGAGCAUCUUGGAGCUGAUUCAUUUUUGGUCAGUCGUAAUCCAGAGGAGUUGGAGGCUGCAAAGGGCACCCUGGAUGGUAUAAUAGACACAGUGUCUGCAGUUCACUCUCUGGUCCCUCUGGUUGAUUUGUUGAAGACUGGUGGGAAACAUGUCAUUGUUGGUGUACCUGAUAAGCCUUUGGAGCUACCCAUCUUUCCUUUACUAGCGAGAAAGAGUGUUGCUGCCAGUAACAUUGGAGGAAUAAAGGAGACUCAAGAGAUGCUUAAUUAUUGUGCCAAACACGAUAUACAGCCUGACAUUGAGAUUAUUCCUGUUGAUUAUGUAAACACGGCAAUGCAGCGUCUCGUCAAAGCAGAUGUCAAAUAUCGAUUUGUUAUUGACAUUGGGAACACACUGAAGCCCAGCUCUUAAAUUUUCAUAAUCUAUGUUGCAGAGGAAGAAUGUAGAGGAAGAAAUGUUUAUUACUUUAAAUAAGGAAUUUGUCCAUGUUGUCGAGUGGAUGUGUAGUUUGAUUGGAUGUUUUACUGUCUGUUUUAGGAGGCAUUAUGAAUGGCUUGGAUGUAGUUGCUAUCUUUAAUAUUAUGUCAUUAGUAAACAUCUCUUU